Larimichthys crocea (large yellow croaker) is the source of this 3875-nucleotide messenger RNA. Its product is annotated as monoacylglycerol lipase ABHD2-B. Gene Ontology annotation, molecular function: monoacylglycerol lipase activity; acetylesterase activity. Gene Ontology annotation, biological process: medium-chain fatty acid biosynthetic process; acylglycerol catabolic process; steroid hormone receptor signaling pathway. Lineage: Eukaryota; Metazoa; Chordata; Actinopteri; Sciaenidae. The record is from RefSeq and is a predicted model, not a curated record. The coding region runs from base 406 to 1719 and encodes 437 amino acids. Gene Ontology annotation, cellular component: sperm plasma membrane; sperm flagellum. The transcript is spliced from 11 exons.
UUCAACAAGUUCGACAAAGACGGAUGCUCAAGUAGGUAAGGACUCAAAAUUAACUUACUGGACAUUUGUCAUCUAUUUGAGAGCUGGAGUCAUGUUAGGACGAAGUUAACACGGGUCGUUUCAACUGUUAGCCGUAUUUACUAGUUGCAUGCCAGAAAAGUCUGAGCUUCGUGAGAGCACAUGAACGCACCCUGACUUCCCGGCUGGUCAGUCAGCUCCUCUGUUGUAAACAGACGGCGUCCCGAGACGGAGCUCAACUCCGGGUGGAUCCGACCAGAACCCGGGCAAACUCCGCAAAGCACGAUGCACUGAGACGAGUGAGCAUCGUCUCACUUUUGGGGUUCAAAUAGGAGGAACCACAACCACUGUAUUCUCUUCACAAGUCACACAACAAGGUCCUUCACGAUGGCCACCUUCGACAGUGACAUUACUACCUUCGGCCCAGAGCUGCCAGCCAUGUUUGAUGGCAUGAAGCUGGCAGCAGUGGCAACUGUUCUCUACAUCAUUGUCCGCUGUCUGAACCUGAAGAGUACCACAGCACCACCAGAGAUCACCUACCAGGACACUCCACUCAGCCGAUACCUGCUCAAAUCCUGCCCGAUGCUGACCAAAGAAUACAUUCCUCCCUUGCUGUGGGGUAAGAGUGGCCAUCUGCAGACAGCCCUGUAUGGCAAGAUGGGACGUGUCAACACCCCAACGCCCUGCGGGGUCCGCAAGUUCCUCCCAAUGCAGGAUGGUGCCACAGCGACCUUUGACCUCUUUGAGGCACUUGGAGACCACAGCACAGGAGAUGACGUUACCAUGGUGAUUUGCCCUGGGAUCGGUAACCAUAGCGAGAAGAACUACAUUCGGACCUUUGUGGAUCACUCCCAGCGGCAAGGUUACCGCUGUGCCGUCCUCAACCACCUGGGAGCCCUGCCCAACGUGGAUCUCACCUCGCCGCGCAUGUUCACCUACGGUUGUACCUGGGAAUAUGCAGCCAUGGUGGGCUACAUCAAGCGAGCUUUUCCCCAGACACUGCUGGUGGUUGUGGGCUUCAGUCUGGGUGGAAACAUUGUGUGUAAGUUCCUGGGUGAGAACAGAUCGAACCAGGACCGAGUGAUCUGCUGUGUCAGCGUCUGUCAGGGUUACAGUGCCCUCAGGGCUCAGGAAACAUUCCUUCAAUGGGAUCAGUGCCGGAGACUCUACAACUUUGUGCUAGCAGACAACAUGAGGAAGCUCAUCCUGUCACACAGGAGCAGUUUGCUCAACAUGACCUCCAGCAACAUCGGCGACGCAGACAUGAGCAGACUGUACGCAGCCACGUCUCUGAUGCAGAUCGAUGACAGCAUCAUGAGAAAAUUUCACGGCUACAGCUCGUUGAAGGAGUACUAUGAGAAGGAGAGCUGUGUGCACUACAUCCACAACGUCACCGUGCCUCUCCUCCUGGUAAACUCCUCAGACGAUCCGCUAGUUCAUCAGUCACUACUUGAUAUUCCACGCACACUGGCAGAAAAGAUGCCUGAUGUGAUAUUUGCCCUGACCCACCACGGAGGCCACCUGGGCUUCUUUGAGGGAGCCGUGCUGUUCCCUCAGCCCCUCACCUGGAUGGACAAGGUCAUAGUCGAGUACACAGACGCCAUCUGCCACUGGGAGAAGGGACGGCCAGCCUGCCAGAAGAGCAGCCGCCAGCACAUGAACUCCUUCCUACAGAACACAGGGGUAACACUAAGUGGGUAACACAUACGGAUGUCUGGAGACGAAACAACAGACCAAAACUACAAAAACACACAUGCACCAACUCAGCCUUCUGCACUAAUGGCCUUAGAGUUAAAUAAGUAAUUCUGGUAAAUGUAGGAAAUCAUUACUUGGAUUCAAAAAAGCAGGCUGAGUAGUAGCAGGUACACCAAGUUGUAAAUUGAAACUCACAUAAGAUAAUAAUACUGGAAAAUGUAAUGUGGCCCCACAGUGAAUUGUUCCUUCCUCUUGUUCUCAGUUAACGCGUAACACAAGUUCACGCUCUGCUGGUUUUUGGCAGCUGCUGCUUCUUUAGUCUGGACAGCAGAGAGAUGAAAUAUUCAUAAAAAAAGUGUAAAAUGAUCUUCUCACUAAUGUGUGAAGGACACAUCAUCUGCAGCCUUAAAACUUUCACUGUAAUAUACUUUAAAAUAUACUUGAUGACCCACAUUGGUUAUAUUUUGAGGUACGCUAUUUUGAAAAUCUUUCAGGAUUGUACUUGACCAUAUUUAAGUGCCUUAAUAUGAAUGUGAAUCUGUAGCAGAUUUGGUUUCUGGCUCCUCGUGAAUCAUUGACGAGCAGCAGUAUGACAUGAUUUAUGGUUUACAGUGAUGAUUUCCAGCUUAACAUAUCAUCUGAACUAAUUUCCUUCAUGUUAUAUAAUAUGAUCUUGUUUGUUCCCAUUAGGAGAAUUUUUCUGUUUCAUUGCAGGACAAAUGUGUUGAAUAACAGUAACUUUGGAUUAUUUAUAUAUAUAUAUAUACAUUGUGGCAUCAUUUUAACACCACUCCAGUUUUUCACUUUUUCAUUGUGUGCGGUGGACCAUCAGCCUGCAUUGUUGCUGCUGACCUUCAAAAUAAAAGAAUUGGGGGGUGUCAGGAUUUAAAAACGGUUCAAAAGUUCUAAAAGCACAGACAUACAGACGGGGUUAUUUGUGAUUUAAUGAUGUUUUUCUAACAGUCCUUUCUGUGUCAUUGAAUAGGCAGAUCAUACAAACAUUGUACUCUUCAAGGUCAGCUUGUUCUAUUCCAUCGAUUGUUCCACAGUACCUUUAAAACUAGCAGAUAACAGCAGUUAUUACUGUGAUGCAUGAGGAGUUUCGGGCAGUUUAAUUUCCCUGAAUGCUGCUUCUAACUCUGAUUAUUACCACAGAAAAGAUCAUUUGAGAAUUUUACAAGGCAGAAAUAUACAUGACUGUUGAGGACGGAGCUGGGUCAAACUGUGUUUACAGAAAGGAGAGAAGAAAGUGCAAAUGGGACACAAACAGUAAGCGUAUUAAAAAAGAAAUCCAAUUGGGGAACUCUCAAUUUGUGCACUUACCAAACAAAUGGACCAAAGCACAUUUCACUUUCAAGAAAAAAAAGUAGCUCAUCGUGUACUUUUUAAUGAUCCUGCUGCUUUUUGGCCACAUGUAACCUAAAAAAGGCUUUGCCUCAAAUAUAGUACAAUUACCUGACUUUGAACAAGGUCUAAUUGAUAUGUUUCAUAAGUGACCAUGGGGUUUUUUUGGGGGGGGGUUGCUUUAAGCUGCUUAUUGCUACAUACGUAUAAGUACGGGUGGAGUUUGCCACGUAAAACACAUAAAUGAACACAGGGGUGAAGACAGUGAAACUUUUUUUUUGUUACAUUAAAACACAGAAGACAUGAAAACUACCACACAUCAUCUGUUUUCUCAUAUACCAGUAUACUUCCAUGAGAUAUGUACCACAGACAAUAUCAGAGGUGACAUGCAGACGUUGUUUUCUGUGUUUCAUUCGAGGCCUUUUUUCUGCUUUGAGGAGUGCCUGUGCUGCAAUGUGUGAUCUUAAUCAUAGUUUCCUGUGAGUAACAUCCUGUAAAUGCAGAGGACUCCACCCAAGUCGACGCUUGUCUUAUUAAUUAGAUUUAACAUAACUAAAUUCUCUCUCUGCCCUUUAAAAGCCGAAUACAACCUGCAACAACACAGUUACUGUGUCUGUAUGUGCAAUAUGUCCUGACUGUCAGGACUGUUUUGCCUGCACUUUAUUGUAUUUACAGUUCCUGUUGUUCUGUAUUGCACUAUAGUUUGUAUCAGCAUAUGGGUGUAACAUUUCUAAUCGAAUCAUUGUUCUGAUGUUGCGCACAGCUAUGGCGAUUAGUCAUAUUUGAACUCACCGAUUAAUAAAUAUUUUUCACAUAGA